AAGAUCCAAGCAGACGAAGUUAGUGGGUUAACUGGAUUAUUUGUCGGUCUUUGCAAACAUGCUUAGACUGGUAUUUUUACUAGCAUCCCUCUAGCUGUAGGGGACACAUAUAAAUUUGACAUUUAACUACAGUUUGAAUUAGUUUGCUUAAUAUACAAAUAUUGCAAACAAGUUUUUGGGGCAUUUUUCAUACACUUACUAACAUUUUAGAACACGAUUCUUUUCUGUUUUUUUCCUUAAAAGAUUUCUGGGGCCUACAUUUAUCCACCGAUUGAUGUCUGUCGUGAGAUUUCCGACAGCUCGUGAAGGCACCGUCAGUCUCAUUGUGGCCCUGCGGAUCUAACGCCAUCAUCGUCAUCAUCAUCACACGGAGCGGAGCGGAGCGCAGCGCAGCAGCGGAGGGACAGAAGACCGGGGCCACGGCAGCCGCCCAGCCUUUAUUGCCCACUGCUUUCUUCGUUCCAAGGCGAUGGAAUACGGCGCUGCGGGCCACUAGUGUCGGGCCUGUGUUUUUUUCGGCAGCGCACAAAGCAAUGUGGAGGAAAUAAAGAUCCUGAUACGGCGCGUAAACCAGAGAUUUUAGAUAAUGGGCUGUGUGCAAUGCAAGGAUAAGGAGGCAACCAAACUCACAGACGAGCGCGACGCCAGCAUCUCCCAGGGAGCCGGGUACCGCUAUGGGGCCGACCCCACGCCGCAGCACUAUCCCAGCUUCGGGGUCACCGCCAUUCCCAACUACAACAACUUCCACGCCCCGGUCGGACAGGGGGUGACCGUCUUUGGGGGGGUCAACACUUCCGCUCACACUGGCACCCUGCGGAGGGGUGGGACCGGAGUCACGCUCUUUGUGGCACUUUAUGACUAUGAAGCACGGACGGAGGAUGACCUCAGCUUCAGGAAAGGAGAAAGGUUUCAAGUCCUUAACAGCACUGAAGGGGACUGGUGGGACGCCCGCUCACUGACCACCGGCGGCAGCGGCUACAUUCCCAGUAAUUACGUGGCCCCUGUGGACUCCAUCCAAGCUGAAGACUGGUACUUCGGUAAGCUGGGCCGAAAGGAUGCAGAGAGACAGCUGCUGUCCACCGGCAAUCCUCGGGGCACCUAUCUGAUCCGAGAGAGCGAAACCACCAAGGGGGCCUUCUCCCUGUCCAUACGGGACUGGGAUGAUGUGAAAGGAGACCACGUCAAGCACUAUAAGAUUCGCAAGCUGGACAGCGGGGGCUAUUACAUCACCACCAGGGCUCAGUUUGACACGCUGCAGCAGCUGGUCCAGCACUACUCAGACCGAGCUGCGGGUCUCUGCUGUCGCUUGGUGGUUCCCUGCCACAAAGGGAUGCCCCGCCUCGCCGACCUGUCGGUGAAAACCAAAGACGUGUGGGAGAUCCCGCGGGAGUCGCUGCAGCUCAUCAAGCGCCUUGGCAACGGGCAGUUUGGGGAGGUCUGGAUGGAGAGUGCGGAUGGUUUGUGCUUUAAUUUAACGGGCGUGUGCAUGAACUACAUCCCCGACACUGUGGGCUUGAGUCACGAUGCCUGGGAGAUCAGCAGAGACGCCCUUCAGAUGGAAGUAAAGCUGGGCACAGGAUGUUUUGCUGAAGUGUUUUACGGAACGUGGAACGGCACCACUAAGGUGGCGGUGAAGACGCUGAAGCCUGGCACCAUGUCCCCCGAGUCGUUCCUGGAGGAGGCUCAGAUCAUGAAGAAGCUCCGCCACGACAAGCUGGUGCAGCUGUACGCCGUGGUGUCGGAGGAGCCCAUCUACAUCGUCACGGAGUACAUGAGCAAAGGGAGCCUGCUGGACUUCUUGAAGGACGGAGAGGGACGAGCGCUGAAGCUGCCAAACCUGGUGGACAUGGCAGCGCAGGUGGCGGCAGGCAUGGCCUACAUCGAGAGGAUGAACUACAUCCACAGAGACCUCCGCUCCGCCAACAUCCUGGUAGGGGACAACCUGGUGUGCAAGAUCGCCGACUUCGGCCUGGCGCGGCUAAUCGAGGACAACGAGUACACGGCUCGGCAAGGAGCAAAGUUUCCCAUCAAGUGGACGGCCCCAGAGGCUGCGCUGUACGGCAGGUUCACCAUCAAGUCAGACGUGUGGUCGUUCGGCAUCUUGUUGACGGAGCUGGUCACCAAGGGCCGCGUGCCUUACCCAGGCAUGAACAACCGCGAGGUUCUGGAGCAGGUGGAGCGGGGCUACAGGAUGCCGUCCCCCCAGGACUGCCCCAUCUCGCUGCACGAGCUGAUGCUGCAGUGCUGGAAGAAGGACGCGGAGGAGAGGCCCACCUUCGAGUACCUGCAGGCCUUCUUGGAGGACUACUUCACAGCGACCGAGCCUCAGUACCAGCCUGGGGAUAAUCUCUAAACACCGGCCCGCUCCAAAAACCACCCCCUCUCUCCCCAACCCUGCGACCCUCCAGGGCUCGGGUUGACUCGGGCUGGGGCAGAACUGGCCCCAGAAGGGCUGUAUUUAAAGAAGAAAAAGAACUGUGGAGCAGCCAGGCUUUUUUUGUUUUAGGGAUCUGUUCAGCUUCCUCAGCUCAUCACGAGCAUUUCAGAUCCACCUUCCUAAAGAAAAACCCUGACUCUCUGACCUCUGACCUACCAGGUGUCUGAACUCUGCAGGUGAAAGCUCACAGACUGGGGGUUGGUGGGGAGCGCUCAAAUAACCUGUAUUCUGUGUAAAUAAGAAAAUCUUGUUUUAGUUUGUCUUUCUCUGUUCCAGAUUUUAUUUUCUCCUGCACAAAAAAAAAAAAAUAUGAGAAUACCAGAGAGAGGAAUGGCAAGCAGCUGAGCUGGCACCAAACAGUGCAUGGGUCAGACAGAAGAUCCAGUGUUAUUUUUUAAGAUCAAAGCGGACGCCUCACUAUAUAUUUUUUUCGUCUUUUUUUCUGCUUGGAAAAAAAAAUGCUCUUGGAACAUGGCUUCAUCCCUAUUUUGAAUUUUUUUUUUUUUCGGUUGUUUUGUACGAGCUUCUUUAAGCGAGCUCGAUGCACUCCUUAAAGAGAUCCGUUUCGUUCCCGCCCUUCCCCAAAAGCUUCCUCGCAGCACGGUCACGCUGCUUCUUUUUCUCCGCUUAGACCGCGCGUGUGAAUCAAAGACAAGCAGAGAAAAAUUCACACCUGUUCUUCUCACUCAUUUGAGUAUUUUGUUUCCCCGCAAGCGUUUGUUAUUCUUUUGGUGCAGCUGGGAAAGAGCUGGUUCAAGAAGAGGCCCAUGGCUCCUCAGCUUCUCUCAUGUACAGCCUCCACCCAUUACUGCAGCUGAUCCAGAACCAGUUCACCUACUGAGUUCCUUCGUCUUUUCUAUCCUGAAACAGUUCAGUUCUGUAACAAUUCUUUAGUCGGAAAAGCUCGAGGGACCGAUUCAGGUACCGCGUGAAGACGUCUGUAUGCGGAAGCAGGUGGGAUUCAGCCCAGAGACCACCUGGUCUCAUCACACGCGGUUUUGACCAUCGCUGGAUUCUCCUCGUUUUUCAUUUGUACAGCUGAAGGGUUUUUAAGUGUGGCUAACCUCGCUCCUUUGUAUCUGACAUUUCCAUUUUUUAACAUUUCAUGUUUUGUUAAUUCAGUGAUUUUUUGGCGUUUGGAAUUCGGGAAAAGACCAAUAAACAUUUUACACUCUU
Molecule: messenger RNA, 3613 nt
Organism: Fundulus heteroclitus (mummichog)
Lineage: Eukaryota; Metazoa; Chordata; Actinopteri; Cyprinodontiformes; Fundulidae
Gene: fynb
Product: FYN proto-oncogene, Src family tyrosine kinase b
Exons: 14
Coding region: 587-2353 (588 amino acids)
Biological process (GO): protein phosphorylation; cell differentiation; innate immune response
Cellular component (GO): extrinsic component of cytoplasmic side of plasma membrane
Molecular function (GO): non-membrane spanning protein tyrosine kinase activity; signaling receptor binding; ATP binding
Source: RefSeq, a predicted model, not a curated record